This is a messenger RNA of Prorocentrum cordatum, 614 nucleotides long. NCBI's taxonomy places the organism in Eukaryota, Dinophyceae, Prorocentrales, Prorocentraceae. The record is from the annotation of a GenBank genome assembly.
UAGAGAGCAGUAGACACACACAUGCAACCGCUAUUCUCAGCUCUCGCCCGCCAGCAUGCCGCCUGUUGUUUAGUGUUGUACGCAUGGGCAGCUGAUGUAUGGUUGGAUUGGCAUGUCUGGUAAGUAUCGAGAUUGAUAGCGAUCAUCGCACGGACAAUCGAGUGCGAAUGGUGAUAUGUGUGUUCGUGUGUGUCUGUGUGAAAUGCUGUUCGCUGUCUGUGUGCCAAACGCAGGACAACGACCUCGACGACAGCGCGUCCAGGCAGCUGCGUUCGUUACCGCCACACCAGCAGGCGCAGGCACUGAAGUGGGACCUGUCCGGGUACCGGAACCCCUCGGCCAAGUUCAUGUCGAUGGCGAACGGCCUGUCGGCAACGCCCAGGAUGCCCAUGGGCAUGCCGCCGUUCGGCAUGCCGAUGCCUGGGAUGCCGAUGCCCUUCGGCAUGCCGGGCAUGGGCAUGCCGGGCAUGGGCAUGCCGGGCAUGGGCAUGCCGGGCAUGGGCAUGGGGAUGCCAGGGAUGCCGGGGAUGCCGGGCAUGCCGCACUGAACGCCCAGCGUGCCCCACGGCGGCCCUGGCGGCCGACGAGGGCCUCCUGCUGCUCGCCGCUGAGGC